AGAGCUUGGCUUGAGUGAUUCUUAGCUCGCCCCCUCUUUUGCCCAGUAAUUAGGUCGAGCGUUGUUUUGGGGGCGGAAACAUGGCCUCCGAAGCAGAAGAGAAAGAUGAAGAGGCUGCGACCGACGCAAUGGGCCGAAAGAUUUGGGACAAAGAUGCUUAUUUGGAAAAAGCCAAGCAGAAUAUCAUGUUUGGUCCAGAGCGCAUUGGACGAAGAAAGGACCCCGUGAUUCCACUUCCCUCCUCUCAGCGUACAUUCCUGAAGCGCAGAACGGCGGAAUUAGAGCUCGACAAGAACUUGGGCCAAAUGAAGGUCGUCACGGCUCAUACGAUCAAGCCCUUGCAGGGUGGCUACUGGUGCUCUGUGUGUGAAUGCUUGAUCAAGGAUUCCGCCUCCUAUUUGGAGCAUGUGAAUGGCCGCAGACACAACCGAAAUCUGGGGAUGAACAUGAAGGUUGAAAAAAUCGGCGUAGAUCGAAUCAAGGACAAGUUAAAGUCCUUGAAGCAGGAGACAGAGCAAGCGGAGGUGGAGGAUGUUGCUGCCAAAAUCCAAGCCCUGGAGGAACAAGAGGAGGAGAAGAAGAAGAGAAAGAAGGAGAAAAAGAAGAGAAAGCGAGCUGCUGCCGGCCUGGACGAUGACAAGGAGGAUGAGAAAGAGGAUGAAGAAAAGAAGGAUUGUGAAGAUGGAGAUGGAGAUGACGAAGAAGACGAAGAGAUGAAAAUGCUAAGAGCCAUGGGCCUUCCUGCUGGCUUUGGCUCUGCUUAAGGAGCUCCCUGGUGUCUCACCCCUGGCAGCACUUGCAGUUGGCUCGCCACGUGGCGCGCUCCUGGGAGCUGAGAGCUCCGUCCAGCUCCGGGGAGAGCGCAAGGGGGAGAGCGAGCUUUGCUCGACAAGAAGGCGGCCAUGGGAAGAAAGAUCCGUUCACCGAACGAGUUCUGCAUGCAGAUUUUCAACACUUCGCAAGCUUUUGGGUGAUACUUGUUUUCCUUGCAAACACCACUUAGAUGAUGAUAUAGCUCCUGUAGCAUGAAAUCAGGGACCGACCGACCUUGGGUGAAAACCUGUUCCUUUGACGACUGACCACUGCUCGCAGUGGCAGUGGCGCUCCCAGCCGCC
This is a messenger RNA of Durusdinium trenchii, 1115 nucleotides long. Lineage: Eukaryota; Dinophyceae; Suessiales; Symbiodiniaceae. The record is from the annotation of a GenBank genome assembly.